This is a messenger RNA of Plutella xylostella (diamondback moth), 1778 nucleotides long. RefSeq names its product BRCA1-associated protein. The record is from RefSeq and is a predicted model, not a curated record. Gene Ontology annotation, biological process: Ras protein signal transduction; protein ubiquitination. NCBI's taxonomy places the organism in Eukaryota, Metazoa, Arthropoda, Insecta, Lepidoptera, Plutellidae. Gene Ontology annotation, molecular function: ubiquitin protein ligase activity; zinc ion binding. Gene Ontology annotation, cellular component: cytoplasm.
UUCAGAUUUCAGUAUUUCUUUGUUUGAUUUCAUAGUUAUCAUUAAUUUCCAUUGAAUUUGUUUGCGUAGCGGUUUAUCAUAGACUCGGACGACAUCGUUUAUCUUUCUAAUGCGGGGUAAUAUUGAAGAAACUUUGUAAAUGUCUGUUUCUUUGUGCGUUUUGAGAAUAGAAAUUGACGAAGAUCUACCCGAGAUGGGUGAUAAUCCAACUGAAGCAGAAAAUGCGAAGGAGCAGAAGAAGAAAGACCGCGGGGCUCGUGAGUCGAAGACCAUCACGGUGGAGACAUACGCCAGCGUGCUGCUGGGCCCGCAUCCCGACCUGGGCCUGCUGCCCACCAGCUCGCGCCGCUCCCCGCUCGACAGCACCUCCGACGAGGACACCGUCACCUUCUUCUGUGGCAACCCACUUGUGGAGGUCACUAAAGGAGUCUUGCACUUGUAUAAAGAGAAUGACCUGACGGAGUCGUCCACAUCAUCAGCCCGUACCCUGUGCCUGCUGGCAGUGCCGGCUGCGCUCGGUGCCCGUGACCUGCUGGCCUUUGCAGCCGCCUGCCAGGAUGAACUAGCAAUUGUGAGGGUGCUGCGGGAUGGCUCUCCUGAUCAUUAUAUGGCUACUUUGACCUUCCGCACACCAGCUGCCGCGCGCGAAUUCCACUCAGCCUUCUCCGGAGUCCCCUACACGAGCCUGGAGCCCACGGCGCUGUGCCACACGGCGUGGGUGUCGCGCGUGGAGUGGGCCGCCGACGGCGCUCCUCCACCGAGUCAUACUGAGCUGCCGACUUGUCCUGUGUGUCUCGAGCGCAUGGACGAGUCAGUGGCGGGCGUGCUGUGGGUGCAGUGCGCGCACGCGUUCCACACGUCGUGCCUGCUGCGCUGGGGCGACGCGCGCUGCCCCGUAUGCCGCUGCGCCUGCACGCCCGAGCCGCGCCGCGCCGCGCGCUGCCACCUGUGUGAACACCCGGGUGAAGAGGAGGACAGUGGUCUGGAGGCGCGCGAGCUGUCGGCGGCGGCCGAGGGGCUACUGGACAGCGGCGAGAGCGGCGCGCUGUGGAUCUGCCUCAUCUGCGGCCACGUGGGCUGCGGCCGGUACGAGGGCGGGCACGCGGCCAAGCACUACAUGCAGUCGAAGCACACGUACGCGCUGCAGCUCGGCUCCAACCGCGUGUGGGACUACGCAGGAGACAACUUCGUGCACCGCCUGGUGCAGAACAAGUCCGACGGCAAGCUGGUGCCCGUGGAGGAGGACGCGCCGCCGCCCGACAAGCAGCUCGAGUUCACCUACAUACUCACCUCGCAGCUCGACACGCAGCGCGCGCACUACGACCACAACAUAGCCCAGCUAAAAGAGGCCCACUCGGCGGAAGUAACCGCGCUGACGUCACGCGCGGCGGCGGCGGAGGCGCGCGCCGACAGUCUGCAGCUGACUGUGGACAAGCUGACGCGGGAGAACAAGGCGUUGGAGAAGAAACUCAACACUGUGACUAAUAAACUGUCGUCUCUGUCCGGCGAGCUGAAUGAGGAGCGCGGUCUGGCGGCGGCGAUGGCCAAGAGCCAGGCGGAGUGGCAGGCCAAGGCCAAGCUGGACCAGGACGGCUUCGUGCAACAGGUGACGGAGCUGCAGGAGCAGCUGCGCGACGUGAUGUUCUUCGUGGAGGGCCGGGACCGGCUCGCGGCCGCCGCCACCGCCGGGGAGCUGGAGGGCGCUAGCGUCAGUGUCGCGCCGCCCAAGCCGAGGAGGAAGAGACGGUAGAUGCGACGAGGGGAGGGAGGGAGAGGGA